AUGGAUAUUCUCUGUGAAGAAAACACUUCUCUGAGCUCAACUACAAACUCCUUAAUGCGAUUAAAUGACGACACAAGGCUCUACAACAACGACUUUAACUCCGGAGAAGCUAACACUUCGGAUGCGUUUAACUGGACAGUGGACUCAGAAAAUCGAACCAACCUUUCCUGUGAGGGCUGCCUGUCACCACCCUGCUUCUCCUUACUUCAUCUCCAGGAAAAGAACUGGUCUGCUUUGUUGACAACUGUAGUGAUUAUUCUAACCAUUGCUGGAAACAUACUCGUCAUCAUGGCAGUGUCCCUAGAGAAAAAGCUGCAGAAUGCCACCAACUAUUUCCUGAUGUCACUUGCCAUAGCUGAUAUGCUGCUGGGUUUCCUUGUCAUGCCCGUGUCCACAUUAACCAUCCUUUAUGGGUACCGGUGGCCUCUGCCUAGCAAGCUCUGUGCUGUCUGGAUUUACCUGGAUGUGCUCUUCUCCACGGCCUCCAUCAUGCACCUCUGUGCCAUCUCCCUGGAUCGCUAUGUUGCCAUCCAGAACCCCAUCCAUCACAGCCGAUUUAACUCCAGAACUAAGGCAUUUCUGAAAAUAAUUGCUGUUUGGACUAUAUCAGUAGGUAUAUCUAUGCCAAUACCAGUCUUUGGGCUCCAGGAUGAUUCGAAGGUCUUUAAGGAAGGGAGUUGCUUACUCGCCGAUGAUAACUUUGUCCUGAUUGGCUCUUUCGUGUCCUUUUUCAUUCCCUUAACCAUCAUGGUGAUCACCUACUUUCUAACCAUCAAGUCGCUCCAGAAAGAAGCUACUCUGUGUGUGAGUGAUCUUGGAACACGGGCCAAAUUAGCUUCUUUCAGCUUCCUGCCUCAGGGCUCCCUGUCUUCAGAAAAGCUCUUCCAGCGGUCCAUCCACAGGGAGCCAGGCUCCUACGGCAGGAGGACUAUGCAGUCCAUCAGCAACGAACAGAAGGCUUGCAAGGUGCUGGGCAUCGUCUUCUUUCUGUUUGUGGUGAUGUGGUGCCCCUUCUUCAUCACCAACAUAAUGGCCGUCAUCUGCAAAGAGUCCUGCAACGAGGAUGUCAUCGGAGCCCUGCUCAACGUGUUCGUUUGGAUCGGUUACCUCUCCUCAGCGGUCAACCCUCUAGUGUACACACUGUUCAAUAAGACCUACAGGUCGGCCUUUUCCAGGUAUAUUCAGUGUCAGUACAAGGAAAAUAAAAAACCAUUGCAGUUAAUUUUAGUGAACACUAUCCCGGCCUUGGCCUACAAGUCUAGUCAACUCCAAAUGGGACAAAGAAAGAAUUCAAAGGAAGAUGACAAGACGACAGAUAACGACUGCACUAUGGUUGCUCUAGGAAAACAACAUUCAGAAGAUGCUCCUACAGAUAAUAUCAACACAGUGAAUGAAAAGGUUAGCUGUGUGUGAUGGACUGGUUGCCAUGGCAACUGUGGAGGGCACACUGAGCAAUUUUCCCCUUAUCUGGGAGGAAAAAGGAAAAAGAAAAGAAAAUAGGGAGACUGGAAAAGAUUAGGCCAGUCUAAUGGAACCAACAAUAAUAUCUAUAUGCCUCAUUUUAUUAUGUCAGUGAAAAGCAGGGUUCAAUGCCACAAAACGUGCACUUCAAAAAUAUUCUGACAGCAUUUCAGCUGUGAGCUUUAUGAUAUUAUUUUUAACAUUGUAAAUUAUAUGUCUUUAAAAUAAUUAGCUUUUAUUGUAUAAUUACAAUGAGGCCAUAAAUAAAUCUAAAUUUUCUUCUAUUUGCAAGUGAAAAACUUGCUACUAUGUUGUUAAUUGAUGGCAUGAGUUGGUUACCUGUCGCUGUAAACAAAAAUAGCUCUAAAUAGUGAAACAUUGGAUGAAUAUAAUGGCCUCUUACACAAAGAAAAAAUUCUCUUUAAAACUUACCAUAAUACACGUUUUGGAUGACAAUAACAAAAAGACACUAAAGACAGUGUUAUGAAAUCUGUAUUGCUAAGAUACUUAAAAGAAAUACUUGACAACUUUUUCAAUCCUGCUUUUUCAUAGAUGCCAUUUUGCAAUAUUCACAAAGUUGCUGGCAUUUGCUGCACUUCAAAUUAAUUCUUCUCAGAAGUGAACAAGAUUUUAAGUGUUAUUUAAUAACUAUUGCUGCUUUCUCUUCUACUACUUGUGCUUUAUUCUGAAUUUCCAGUGUGGUCUUGUUUAAGUGUUUGCUCUAUUAGGUAAACUAUCAAAAGGAUAAUCAAACAUUACCAGAUACAUUUCUAGAAACUGCUUCUCCUAAGAGCACCACAGAAGCGUUUGGUAACUUGCUCUUUAAUGACUGCAUCAUGCCUGCGCUCCUCUGAGCAGUAAGAGGUAUUGAUGUAACUGUGUCAGGAUUGAGGAAUAAAGUCAGGUUUUUGGCUACUGACAGCAGUAGAGUCUUAGGACAUCUCUGUAAAACGCAGGUGACCCACCUGUUGGCACCCAUCAGAUAAAUCGAUGCUUUCAGAUCAAUCUAUAUUAUUUACUAAAACUGUUCAGCUUUGGAUUCACAAUCAUUGAUUGAGUGUACACCAUCUGUGAAGAAAUUUCCUAGGUACUAAGGAUAUAAAAAUAAUUAAAACAAGAUCUUUGCCUUUAAAGAAAAGGACCUAAUUUGAAUGGCACUUAUCAAAACAGUAAUUAACAGACAUUUGGAAAAUCUGUUCAAUUUAUUUCCUUCUCACCUGGCUUAGAAACAAGUUUAUUUCAACCCCAAGGGUAGUUUUCUCAGUUAAGUUUCCUGACUGGUUGCCAACGAAUACCAACCAAACAAAGGAGGGGGAAAAUACCACUUGAGGUCAAAAUCUGCAAUUAAUUUAGGAAUAUGAGCUUCAACUUGGACCCCAACUAUGACUACCAUAGUUUUGAGCAAAAUAUUAUUCCACUUUCCUGAAAACAAACUCAUUUAUUACUCACUGACACUGGAUAUCCUACCCCCCAAAAAGCAGUAAUAUAAUGUUUCAUAGAAAAGUUUGUUAAGGAGACAGAGAUUAACAGCAGUUAAUUCACCUUGAUAUUAUUACUCUAGGUUAAAUUGCACAUUCUUAUCGGAAUGGAUGUUAGAUAUGUGAUGACAAUACUGAAGCAUUUCUAUUGAAUGAGGAAUAGUUUUUGCUGUAUGCCAUUAGAAAAAACUAUAUAUUUGAAAACUAAAGAAUGUGGGAGAUUCUGUUGUGUAAUUUGGAAAUGCAUUAGGUCUGUCCUAAUUAUGUCCUUUUAGGUACACUGAAAGGGUUUUUUUUUCAAAGCUAGAAUUUAUAAUAAGCUGCUAGUAUCUAGGCUGCAUUUGAACUAAACUAUUUUCAUGAUUAUACCAUACUAACUGAUACAAAUGUUAAAAAGUCUCUACUCUAAUGUAUUUUGCCUUAGUUUAUAACUCUGCCCAUCUCAUUACAUAUUAGAGAAAAGACUACAGAUUCUAUACCCAUAUACUCAAUCUUGAUGAGAAUGAACAUAAAUACUGCCUGAUAAGUCUUUUGACUACAUAUAUAUUACAAAUGUGUUAUGUUUUUUCUCUCCAUAAUUAUCUAUUCAAGUGUAUAUAGACAAACAUGUAUCUGUAUUCUUGUACAGACAUGUUCCCAUGCACUUUAUUCAGUAUUUAUAUAUUUAUAUGGAGGAAAAGCAAGUCAUUAAUGAAAACACAGUAUAUACACGUGUGCAUGUUUGUAUCAUGUCAAUUUAAAUGUGAAUUUCAUGUUCUAAUGUUUCUAUGACCUUCCAUUGCUGUCAAAGCAGAUUGUAACAGAAA
Lagenorhynchus albirostris (white-beaked dolphin) is the source of this 3745-nucleotide messenger RNA. It is a transcript of the gene HTR2A, whose product is annotated as 5-hydroxytryptamine receptor 2A. Gene Ontology annotation, biological process: G protein-coupled receptor signaling pathway, coupled to cyclic nucleotide second messenger; chemical synaptic transmission. Gene Ontology annotation, molecular function: neurotransmitter receptor activity; G protein-coupled serotonin receptor activity. The transcript has 3 exons. Gene Ontology annotation, cellular component: dendrite; plasma membrane. Bases 1 to 1413 code for a protein of 470 amino acids. Lineage: Eukaryota; Metazoa; Chordata; Mammalia; Artiodactyla; Delphinidae. The record is from RefSeq and is a predicted model, not a curated record.